AUGGCGCCUCAUCAUGGAGACCAGCUCACUCUUCACCCCAGUGAAGACUCGGGCUUCGGUGCUAUUCACGUUGAAGACAUAGCCGCCCCCGCUACCAAGACCCAAAAGUAUCAGCCUUCCAAGGGGGAGCAGCCACCACCCAAGGCGGACAAUGAAUAUGGAGUUGACCAUAAGAUUGCUAUUGAGACCAGGAGUGACUCGGACAUUAUCGUGGAACAGUCUGUUCGGCCAACCCUCCUCUGGAGCCGGAUCAGACGCAUCCACAAGGAGGCCUUCUCAGAGUUCCUCGGCACAUUCGUUCUGAUACUGUUCGGCGAUGGCGUCGUAGCCCAGGUGGUUCUCUCCAGCGGUGAGAAGGGCGAUUACCAGUCCAUCUCCUGGGGAUGGGGCCUCGGCGUAAUGCUCGGUGUAUAUUGCUCAGGCUACUCGGGAGGCCACAUCAACCCAGCCGUGACCUUCGCCAACUGCGUCUUCCGCAAGUUCCCGUGGAAGAAGUUCCCCAUCUACACGGUCGCGCAGGUCCUCGGCGCCAUGUGCGCCUCGGCCGUUGUCUACGGGAAUUACAUCUCGGCCAUCGACAACUAUGAGGGCUAUGGCGUGCGCACCGUGCCGGGCUACUCCAACACUUCCAGCGCAGGCAUCUUUUGUACUUAUCCUGCAGAAUUCAUGACCAGGACCGGCAUGUUCUUCUCCGAGUUCAUCGCCUCGGCCAUCUUGAUGCUCGUCAUCUUCGCCCUCAAGGACGACGACAACAUCGGCGCCGGCCCGCUCACGCCGCUCGCCUUGUUCUUCCUCAUCUUCGGCAUUGGUGCUUGCUUCGGCUGGGAAACCGGCUACGCCAUCAACCUCGCGCGUGACUUCGGUCCGCGCCUGAUGUCCUACAUGCUCGGCUACGGGCCCAACGUGUGGAGAGCAGGGAAUUAUUAUUUCUGGAUACCCAUGGUUGCACCCUUCUUCGGCACAACUUUCGGCGGCUUCCUCUACGACCUCCUCCUCAACGACGGCGACAGCCCUGUCAACACACCUUGGAUCGGCUUGAAGAGGCUCGUACCUGGCGCUCUAGGGAGGAGUCCCCGGGGCAGCGUGAGUCCUGUGUAA
Molecule: messenger RNA, 1098 nt
Organism: Lasiodiplodia theobromae
Lineage: Eukaryota; Fungi; Ascomycota; Dothideomycetes; Botryosphaeriales; Botryosphaeriaceae
Product: Aquaglyceroporin protein
Exons: 4
Coding region: 1-1098 (365 amino acids)
Biological process (GO): glycerol transmembrane transport; water transport
Cellular component (GO): plasma membrane
Molecular function (GO): water channel activity; glycerol channel activity
Source: RefSeq, a predicted model, not a curated record